Molecule: messenger RNA, 1053 nt
Organism: Acaulospora colombiana
Lineage: Eukaryota; Fungi; Glomeromycota; Glomeromycetes; Diversisporales; Acaulosporaceae
Source: the annotation of a GenBank genome assembly
GCAUCUUCGUUACUAGAGGAGGAUGAGGAAUACCAUUCCAAUAACGAGGACUCCCAGGGGAUUCCUCUUCAUACCUCCACGAAUCUUGCGUCCUCGAAAUCUAGAGCCCCUUCCAUUCUGAGGGCUGACGCCAGCCCUAGCGCAGAGAUGGACGGCGCCUCUGAAGCAAGUGAUGAGGAGAUACCCCACUCUUUCAUGGUGGAAACAUCUCCUUCUACUAGAAAAAAAUCCUCGAGCUCACAAAAACGCGCUCAUCGUAGUGCUAUCGGUCAGAGGUUUCCACAUCCAGAUGAUAUAGAAGAAGAAGACGAAGAUGAUCAGAACGCUGCUCUGCUUAGGGCAUCCAAUGUCUCCAGUCACCCUUCGAAAAGACGGAAGGGAAAGGAAACUGCCAGGGGACAGAAUGACUCUAAGAAGGGCCUUGAUGAAUAUCAACAAGCGCUGUGGAGAUGGGUUAAUGUUUAUAAUCUUGAUGAGUAUCUACAGGAGAUUACCACCUGCGCUAGCCCUUAUCUUGAUCUUAUUUUCCACUUUCUACGCGUAUCAACUCCUGACAUUCUUCUUGUCUCUACCCCGUCUAUAUCAAAUGCGAUCCUUUUAUUCGCAUUUACUGAAGAUCCCAGAUGUGGAUAUUCCUACUUUACCCUGGUCGACCGUCGUUUCCAGGGGAAUGUAACAGAUGCAAGUAGCGAAAAUCAUGGGACGAGCACGGCUAAACUUGAUGCUCACGAUAUCGCAAACCGGAUUAUGAGGCAAGAGAACUACCUGAUCGCCCUGUUCAACAAAGACCUACUGGAACUACAGCUCCCUGUUCCUGCUGUAGUUGAAAAGGCACUUACCAUCGUUGGAUUCUGCAGUGCUGAUGAUGCAGAUGCUGGUCGGAGACGGUGGGGUGGUGAUACAUUGACACGCGCACUGGAAUGGAACUUGAGGUUCUGUUUGAUGGAUUAUCUAUUUGACCGGAGCGGAAAGGUUAAGGACGUCUUCCUCAAAGAACGUAGCAGAGAUGUCCUGAUUCAAGGAUACUUUGAGGUGGGUAUUCGUCAUAAGUAA